Molecule: messenger RNA, 1132 nt
Organism: Photinus pyralis (common eastern firefly)
Lineage: Eukaryota; Metazoa; Arthropoda; Insecta; Coleoptera; Lampyridae
Exons: 5
Coding region: 157-999 (280 amino acids)
Source: RefSeq, a predicted model, not a curated record
CACUCGAGUGCGAUACCUUCAUUUUCGUAUUGCGCGCCACCGCAACACAUCGCGUCACGUGUUAUAAGCUUGCUGGUACGCAUUUUUGUUUUCGUUUUGGCGCUUAGUAAUAUUUGUUUGCCGGUGUUUUCAGAAGUUUUGUGUGAAUAUUAGAAAAUGGCCGCUUUUAAUGUUGUGCAAUUUGAAGAGAAAGACGGCUCCUCGGUAGCUAUUGUCCAUCGUGAGUGGUUAACGCCACGUAAAACGGAGGUCUUCUGGCCACCUCAUAAAAGAAGUGCUUCUUUCUAUAAAUGUUUACGAGAUGGAGAAACCGUGCAAUCGGACUGGAAAUUAUACAAAAUAAAAAAAAUCUUUUAUUCGUGUGAUGAUUAUGAUGAUGCAAAAGAGAAAGAGAAAUUAGCUGAAGUACAUUCAGAUUUUGAAGAUACUCAGGUUAUUUGGAAACGACCUAGAGUGCUCCCACUGCGAUUUCAAAACGAGAGUGGUGAGGAGGAGGAAACGGAGAGUCAGUUAUCACGACCCCCAAAAAUUCUAAACACAGCAGUAGCUAUAACGAAUGCUGAUGUGUGCCAAGGGAAGUCACAGAAGUCACGGUCACCUUCUACAAUUUCCACUGUUUCAAGAAAAAACUCAUUGGAUUGUCGAGAAAGUUCAAAUUUACCUAGUACUUCCCAAAGCAAUGACAGUGUGCAGUCUCGAUGUAGUACACCUGUAACACCGUCCAGCACUUUUAGUGGGAAUCAAGUUUUUCAGAGCAGGUUUAUUGGACUAUUAUCGAGGGUAGUGGAGCAGAAUAAAGAAAUUUUACAUCUUCUUAAAAAUACAUCACAUACACCACAACAUACCCAAAACUGCCCAGAUCUACCAGUCACAUUGCCACUUUCUAAAUUUGAAGAUUUUUUAACAUUGGAAAAUUACCUUGGAGAUUCUGAUCAUCAGCAAAUUUUGGUGAGGUUCCUAGUACUUGUAGUUGGAACAUGUAUGAUAAAUUUUUUUUAGUCAAAUUUCUUAUCGACUUUGGACAGAACCAGUCUGGUCUCUGCAACCAACGCUAUUUUGAAAUAUUGCGUAUCAUUUAGAUUAGCAAAAGAAUUCAGCUACCUUGGAACUCGAAACAAUAAAAAACCUUUCA